AAAGAUUUUAGGUAUUGAAUCUGAUUCAUUAGGAUUAUAUGAAAAAUUAGAAUUAGAAACUGGUCGACUUGGAAAUCGAUCUAGAAAAAGUAUUGCCAAGACUGAAAAUAUAGUGAAACCUAAGAAUCGUAAACCGAAUUAUAGAAGAAAAACUGAUAUCGGACUUUCAAACAAAAAUCAACAAAGUUCAUUGAUAGAAGAAGUAGAAGUAGAAGAAUUGACCAUAGAAGAAUUGAAAUUAGAAUUAAAUGAGAUUAUAAAAGAUCAAUCGAAUUUAAAAAUUCGUAAAGAAUUAGUUACAAAAGAUUUGAAUACAAUAGAUUCAAAGAUUUCAAAACUAUUAAAAAUUAAAGAAGAUUUAGAAAGAUCUUUAUUGAUUUUAAAAGAAGAAGAAUUAGAAUUGAUAGAUGAAUUUGAAGGAGUUGAAGAUAGGUUAAUCGAAAGAGAAAAGAAAUCUAAAAGUGGUAGUCAUACUGGCAAUCAUCGACUUCAACCUACUAGACUUCCUUCUACUACUUCUAGAAGACGUAGAGGACCAGCAUUUUUACCAUCAGAACACGAUCAACUACCCAAGAACGUAUCCUUCAUGACCUUAAAAGGACAUACUAAACCGAUCAGUGCCUUAGACUUCACAACUCCUUAUGGACAAUUAAUUUCAGCAUCAUUUGAUCAAAGUUUAAAAGUAUGGGAUUUAGUCUCAGGUGAUGAAAUUCAAGAAUUAAUCGGACAUAAAGGAAUGGUCAAGUGUUUACAGGUUGAAGAUCAAACUUGUAUUACAGCAGGUAUUGAUGGUCAAAUUCGAAUCUGGGAUUUAUCUAUUGAUCCAGAUGAUUUUAAUCAUUCAAAUCAAAGAGAAUCAAAUCAAGAUGAUGGUGAUGAUCCAGAUGUAGAAAAACUUACAAGUCCUUGUGUUAGAAAACUAGAAGGUCAUACUCAACCUAUUACAGCUCUCUAUUUCGACCAUACAUGUCUUGUAACCGGUUCAACCGAUAAAACCAUCCGACAAUGGGACCUAGAAACCGGUCAAAACCUCCUAACGAUGGAUAUCCUAUGGGCCAUGCAACAUUAUCAUCCACCUUCAACUACAUCUUCUAAACUUAAACAACCUAAAAUCGUAUAUGAAGAUGAUGCAGAGAAUGAUUUUGUGGGUGGGAUUCAGUUUUGGGGUUAUGCUUUGGCUAGUGGUAGUGCUGAUGGUUGUGUAAGAAUGUGGGAUAUGAGAACUGGUCAAGCUCAUCGUACUUUGGUGGGACAUACUGGACCAAUCAGAUGUUUACAAUUUGAUGAAAUGCAUUUAAUUAGUGGUAGUGUAGAUAAAACAAUCAAAGUUUGGGAUUUAAGGACGGGAACUAUAUCUGAUACGAUUAAAUAUUUUGAUUCAAUUACUUCAUUACAAUUUGAUAGUAGAAAAAUCAUUUCAACUUCAGGUACAAAUCAUAUAAACGUUUAUAAUCGUACCACAUUAGAACAUUCUAAGAUUGAUGAAGGGAAUGGACAUUUAGAUGUGGUUGAAAGAUUAAGAUAUUUAGAUCGAUAUUUAAUUUCAGGUGGUAAAGAUGGAUUAUGUAAAGUUUGGUCAAUUUAACUCACCACUCUCGGGCAAAAAAAAACUUAAUUGAACUUGAUUCUGGCUUCAAAAAAAUAGGAUCUUAAAAGAUUCUUUUUUUUAUAAAAAAGUAUAUAUAGUGAAUAAAUUUAAAGCAAUUGUAAUAUGAAAAGAAAAAAAUCAUUG
Melampsora larici-populina 98AG31 is the source of this 1732-nucleotide messenger RNA. RefSeq lists its product as uncharacterized. The coding region runs from base 587 to 1585 and encodes 332 amino acids. NCBI's taxonomy places the organism in Eukaryota, Fungi, Basidiomycota, Pucciniomycetes, Pucciniales, Melampsoraceae. Gene Ontology annotation, molecular function: protein binding. The transcript is spliced from 6 exons. The record is from RefSeq and is a predicted model, not a curated record.